Messenger RNA from Thermochaetoides thermophila DSM 1495, 1374 nucleotides. RefSeq names its product membrane dipeptidase-like protein. Gene Ontology annotation, biological process: proteolysis. The transcript has 3 exons. Gene Ontology annotation, molecular function: metallodipeptidase activity. NCBI's taxonomy places the organism in Eukaryota, Fungi, Ascomycota, Sordariomycetes, Sordariales, Chaetomiaceae. The record is from RefSeq and is a predicted model, not a curated record. The coding region runs from base 1 to 1374 and encodes 457 amino acids.
AUGGGGAGCGUGGAUGAAGUCCUGAUAUCACCGCUGUUGACCAGUUCGCAACCUGUACUUCAACAUCAGGAGCGGUACCGUUGGCUUCGGCUAACUAAGGCACUGAAGACUGCUCUGUACGGUGUCGCGUCCAUCCUCGUCAUUUCGCUUUUGAUUCACGGGCCAAUUACUUCAGCAUGUUUCAGUCGCCUGGUGUCGUUAUCUAAGCCACGAACUAUUGAAGAACGGGUCAAGCGUAUUCUGACUUUUACUCCUCUAAUCGUGAGGGGUUCCUACAACAACCAUAUCCAUGAUGAGUCCUUCAACAAAGGCUUUGUCGACGGCGGUCUUGCUGGGCAUGUCGACAUACCCCGUCUGAGGACUGGGAUGAAUGGAGGUGCCUUUUGGAGUGUCUUUUGGCCGUGUCCUGCAAACGGGACAGACUUCUCUGACGAGAACUACGCUUCCAUUGUCCAAAACACCCUCCAGCAGAUUGAUGUCAUUACCCGUCUCACCCAGCUUCAUCACUCAACGUUCUCCCCCCCAACACUAUCCCUCCCAGCAUUCCUCCACAACUUCUAUCACCACCACCGCCUCAUCUCUCCACUGGGAAUCGAAGGCCUUCACCAGAUUGGCAACUCGGCCGCCACGUUGCGGCAAUUUCGCGCUUUAGGUGUGCGCUACGCGACCCUAACACACAACUGCCCGAACCGGUUCGCAGAUUCUGCGCUGAUCGGCAACCCCCCACGUAAGGCCGAGCCUAUCUGGGGUGGCGUGAGCCCGGCAGGCAAAAAGUUGAUACGGGAGAUGAACCGGAUCGGCAUGAUCGUGGACUUGGCACAUGUCAGCGUCGACACAAUGAAGGACGUACUGGGCGCCGGAAAGGAUGGAUGGGAAGGGAGCCUGGCACCGGUAAUCUUCAGCCAUUCGAGCGCGUAUGCAAUCUGUCCGCAUCCCCGAAAUGUGCCUGAUGAUGUGCUCGACCUUGUUAGGAAGAAGGGUGGUUUGGUGAUGAUCAACUUCAGUCCAGACUUUAUCUCGUGUGUGGAGGCGCCAAACAGAGACGAUGGGCUCCCAGAGUUCUAUCCUAAGAAUGCGACCUUGGCACAAGUGGUUAAGCAUGUAAAAUAUAUCGGAGAGCGAAUCGGGUGGGAUCAUGUUGGACUGGGCAGCGACUUUGACGGGAUCGAGAAUACCCCCGAGGGGUUAGAAGAUGUGUCCAAGUACCCCGAACUUGUGACCGAGUUACUGAGACAGGGGGUAACGGAUAAAGAUGUAGCGAAGGUGGUCGGCGGUAAUGCGCUUCGAGUUUGGAGGGAGGUCGAUGCCGUUGCUGAGAAGUUGCAACAGGCGGGGGAGCCUGUCUUAGAGGAUGAGUUGUCACGGCUAUGGUAG